Molecule: messenger RNA, 1689 nt
Organism: Ceraceosorus bombacis
Lineage: Eukaryota; Fungi; Basidiomycota; Exobasidiomycetes; Ceraceosorales; Ceraceosoraceae
Source: the annotation of a GenBank genome assembly
AUGGUGAAUGCGACUGUCGCCCCAGAGGGCAUCUACACAACGUGAGUAACAUCUCCAUGGCGUCAAACUUCCUGACGCGAAGGUACCUCGAGACACGCUCUUUGCAACAUCUGACAUUGGUCGCGUAUCCGAUGCCUGACUUGCAGUGCCGAUGGGCAGGAGUAUCUCUACAAUGUCGGAGACAUCUCGUGGGUCCUCACAUCAAGCGCUCUGGUCUUCAUCAUGAUUCCCGGUCUGGGCUUCUUCUACUCGGGUCUGCUGCGCAAGAGAAGUGCUUUGAGUAUGAUCUGGAUGUCCAUGGCGGUCUUGUGAGUGCAGUUGGCCUACCGAUUGGAGCACUGGAUCGCCUAGUUCUAAUCCGCCGUUACACGCAUUUCCCUCUGUAGUGCUGUCGUUUUCUUCGAAUGGUUCUUCUGGGGCUUCUCGCUCGCCUUCUCCAAGACCGGCUCGCCCUUCAUUGGUAACUUGGACCACUUUGGCUUCAUGGGUGUCGACAUUGGACCCUCGACCGGCUCCGAUUUCAUGCCCCAGUUGGUGUACGCAUUCUACCAGGCCAUGUUCGCGUGCAUCACGCCAGUGAUUGCUUGCGGUGCUUUUGCAGACCGGGCUAGGCUCGGACCCGUUCUUCUCUUUGCCUUCUGCUGGGCUACCAUUGUCUACAACCCUCUGGCAUGCUGGACCUGGAACCUGUCUUCCGGCUGGCUUGCAAGCUUGGGCGCCCUCGACUUUGCGGGAGGAACACCCGUCCACAUUUCCUCCGGAACAGCCGCAUUCGCGAUCUCCCUAUUCCUCGGCCGCAGAAAAGGGUACGGCACGGACGCCCUCGCCUACAGGCCUCACAACGUCGCCAACGUCAUCCUCGGCACCGUCUUCCUGUUCUUCGGCUGGUUCGGUUUCAACGGCGGUAGCGCUCUUGGUGCUAACCUGCGCGCAGCAAUGGCCAGCACUGUCACUGCCCUGUCCGCCUCCGUCGCCGGAUUGACUUGGAUGCUGCUGGACUGGCGCCUCGAGCGCAAGUGGUCCGCUGUGGGUCUCUGCAGUGGUAUCAUCUCUGGUCUCGUCGCCAUCACUCCCGCUUCUGGAUAUGUCGGCGCUCCCGCUGCCGUCGCCAUCGGCUUUGUGGGCGCAGUCUGCUGCAACUUUGCAACCAGUUUCAAGGGCCUUGUCGGUGUUGACGAUGCGCUCGACAUCUUCGCUGCCCACGGUGUGGGAGGCUUUGUAGGUGACAUCCUCACUGCUUUCUUCGCCGACAGCCGAGUCGCUUCAUUCGACGGCUCUGCCCCCAUCGACGGGUGAGUAUGCGAAGAGUGCACAUGACGCAUGCUUGUGGCCCGAGCUGAACUUUCAAUUUUGCUCUCAUUCAGUGGAUGGAUCAACCGUAACUGGAUCCAGCUCGGAUAUCAACUUGCUGAUGCGACGGCAGGAAUGGCGUACAGCUUCGUCGUCACUCUGAUCCUCCUCUUCCUCAUCGACCGCAUUCCUGGUUGCCACUUCCGCGCUUCUGAGGAGGCCGAGGUCAUUGGUGUCGACCUCGACCAGAUCGGAGAAGAGGCCAUUGUGUUCCCAGCCAACCACAGCCCUUACUCUGAUGAUGUGGAGCGCGCAGAGUCCAACACUCCUCACGGCAGCACGUACAAGGCCGACGAGAAGCCCUCUGCGCAGCCUCAAGGCGAGGUCGUAGCAGCCUGA